Petromyzon marinus (sea lamprey) is the source of this 7113-nucleotide messenger RNA. Its product is annotated as folliculin-interacting protein 2-like. Gene Ontology annotation, cellular component: cytoplasm. Gene Ontology annotation, molecular function: ATPase inhibitor activity; protein-folding chaperone binding. NCBI's taxonomy places the organism in Eukaryota, Metazoa, Chordata, Hyperoartia, Petromyzontiformes, Petromyzontidae. The record is from RefSeq and is a predicted model, not a curated record.
GGGUGAUGAGGUGGUGGUGAAGAGGUGGAGACGGUGACGAGGAGGAGGUGUAGGCGGCAGAAGAGAGGCGAUGCCGUCGGGACUGUUGGAGAAGCUGCUCCGGCGGGGCUGCGCACCGGGCCCCGACGAGGCGGGGGCAGCCGGCGCCGAGCCGGGGCAGCCGUGCCCGGGGUGGUGCACGGGCGAUGAUGACCUCCGCCUUGUUGUCUUCCGCGACUGCGAGCGCCGUGGGCGACAGCUCCUCUUCGACUCCAAGACUGUGCGCAAGCUCCCGAGAACCAGCCCGGAAUGUGGCGUGAAACAAGCGCGUGUGUUUGGGAGGUUCUGUUAUCUCGGCAGUGCAUCUUCCACUCAGCAGCCCGACGCCGGUCUCCACGAGGAGGAGGGCCCUCGGUACCAGGCCCUGCGACAGUGCACCGACGUGAAGAUGCUGUGUGAGAUGAUGUUUGGGUCCGUGGCAGUCAGCCUCAAGACGUCCACGCUGAAAAUUCACCACAUCAGGUGCCCACCCCAGCUGCUGCUCAGCAGGGUGUACAGGGUGCGCACUUGCAGCGGAACCGACACUGGCACCAGCACGCUAAAUGAAACUUUCAAUUGCUCAAACCCGCUUUUCAGUGAAGCCAAGCCCUGCACUGACCAAACGCCCGAGUGUGGAAGCCAAAGGGUCUCCAGCACUCCCAUGGAGAUGCCUCUGAAGACCGUAGAUGGUGCACUACAUGGAGGCCGCAUGCAGCCCGGCUCCCUCGGCAGCAUGUUCUCCAUGCCAGGCGCCUCGCUGGGCUCGCUAAGUUCACUGGGCAUGAGCCCAGGCACCGGCACCUGGCACCGCAGCCUGCAUGCUAGCGGCACCACCUCCCAGCUGUCGAGGAGGGUGGAGGAGGACGACUUCCGCCUGGUGUCGGACGCGGGACAGCCCAGCCCGUCGAGCCUGCGCCGCAUGAGGCUGGCGCUCGGCGUGGUGGUGGCGCUGCCCGUCGGCCACGAGGCCGCCCUGCAGCACUUUCUCUUCACGCACUUCCUGCUGCUCGAGGGACGCAUGCGACGCCUGAAGGCGGCCGUGGAGAAGGCUAUGAUUGCCUGCCGAGGGAUUGAAGACUGUGAGCGGAGGCUGCAGGCCUAUGUCGGCAUGCUGGUGGAGGCCCUCGCUGUCUUCCGGAGGGGCGUACGGGACCUGUACUCCCAGCCGCGCCUGCAGCAACCAGUGUGGCUCACGCUGUCGCAGGAGUGGAGCAACCGCCAAGCCGUGUGCCACAGAUUCAUGUCGGAGCUCUCGGCUCUCGCCAGCGUCUCCGGCAGACAGAGGUUUAUUCAGGCCCUGCUGACAGCCGUGCUGACUCACCACGUGGGUUGGGUGGCCACGCUGACCCCCGGCGGUCACCCCCUUGCCCGCACCGCCCAAGCCUUGUCUUGGUCUGCCGCCACGGUGCCACCGCACAACCUGAACCCUCUCCAGGCCCAGCUGUGCUCGCUGCAGGGCUGCGUGGGCGACACGCCGUGGCUCACGCGCACCGUGGUGCUGGGCCGGGACCGCGCGGCCGUCGCUCGCGUCCUGCACGUGCUCACCCACUUCAUCCGCUGCCCGCCGCUGCAGGAGCGGGAGACUGAGGGGCCCCAGGGCCCCGAGCGGGCCCGGGGCCCCGCAGAGCAUCCCGACGCAGUGGAGAUGCCGGAGGCCGAAGGGGCGGGCUACAGAAUCUUCACGUCCCUCGUGAGUGGGGAGGUGGAGAUGUCGGACUACGUGGUGGUGAGCGUGGUGAAGAGAGGCAAACAGCAGGAGCAGAGCGACGUGACGCAGCCCAGCGAGCUCCCAACGCCUACGCGGAGCGGGAUCCAGCUCCGCGGCACGGCUGGGGAUAAACCAGCGCACGCAUCCACCACCGGUGGCCUGCUUUCCUACUUAGCUACGUCGGCCUUCUCCUUGCGGUGCAAAGUGAACGCGAAGGGCGGCGGAGCAGACCGAGCGGGAGAGGGUCGUAUCGGCAGCGAGACGCCCGUGCCGCGUGCGGCGAAGCCGGAAGUGCAGCUGCUACCGAUGAAGGAAAGUGUUGCAGCUCUCGGAAGGGCGGCUGUAGCACGGCAAAGCCGCGUGCCAGGCAUGUCCAAAAUAAAACGUUUGUCUCCUGUGGGGGAGCUCAGCCCCGAGAGGAAAGGUGUUAUUGGGGGCGCAGACGUGAGCUUUCGCGAGGAAGUUUUAACGUCCGAUUGUCACACGAUUGGCCCUUGCGAAGCCGCCCACGGACCCGAGCCGCAAUCCUCCUCGGAGUCCGAUGCGAAUGAUCAUGGACUCGUCUCCAGUUUCAAGCGACAGGAAGACUCUGCCGAUCAGGGUGAAGACCUGGGUGGGCAACUGGCAGCCCAGGACGAUUCACAAACACCGGGGCCAGCGACGGACACGAGGAGCCGCGUUCCGGACACGUUAACCCACCACCUGGCGAGACAACCAUGCCAUGCGGACACCGGCGUUGAUGUUGCAGCCAGGACAGGUGGCGGUGGACACGGCAGUGUAACCGAGCGUGCUGGCGAUUCAUCUGCAGAGACCAAGUCGUCGCCACUACACAGGGCCAUCCCUGUGAGCCACUGUGAAAUCCCUCUGCCUCGGUGUGAGAUGCGGCAGGUGUGGCACAGGGCCGGGCCGGGCCUGGCUCCCUCUCUGCUGGGCGGCUGCUGCUCGCGCUUCGUGCCGGAGUUCGUGCUGCAGGGCCUGAGCUGCUCGCGCGACGCGGCCGUCGAGCAGAUCCGCCGCGGCCUGCAGCAAGCCCUCUCCGCUUGCGCGCCAGACCGGCCGCCACAGCGGACGCUGUGCCUGCUCGCCGACCUGGACCAGCGCUCCGUGCGGCUCCUCGCCGCGCAGCCCCUCUUCCCCCCGCAGGACGAGGCCCCCACGGCCGGGCCGCCCUCCGUGGCCGGCCAGGAGGGGCGGCCGCUGCCGUCGCCGACGUCUUUGCCACGCGUGCAGAAAGAGCGGCGCCUGGUGGAGAGCGACGACGUGCGGCCGUCCGGCCUCGUGCGCGAAAUCCUCCACUCCACGCUGCAGCUCUGGAAGAUGCGGCUCUCCGCGGACUUUGGGCGACUCGAGCGACGUGGGACUGCUGGCAGCCGUGGCGACGGCCCUCCCCAAGCCUCCGUUCGUCACGUGACUCCUGGGCAACGCUGCUGCACAGCCACGUGCUCGCUUGCACUACAGCGUCCCAGGAGGCAUCCCCCUUCAGCAGUGAGGAUCAACAUCAAGCCACUUCCCGUCUCUUUGGAGCAACACCGCCUUGAGCAACGCUUCCACUUAACAUCCAAACUUAUGCCGCGAAACCUUCACAGGGCGAAGACCCGCUGUCUGACCCGAUGCAUUUUUGUAGUUCGGAGACGCUUUGCAACUUCACAAAUGUCUUAAUGCUGGAAACCCCCCUCCCCCACCAUACACUGCACCGUGACUCGUACGUAGGAGUUGAAGCGCCGUUUGUUUACUGCAGCGCGCGGUGGCCUCUCAUCAGAACCCUUGGCAAGUGAGUGCCCCGCUACGUGGGCGCUCGCUGUCAAACCCCGCACCCACGCAUCCCCCUGCUCUGCCAGGAUACGAUGCCCGUGGCCGCUCUCGGCCUUUGUCGUGUUGCUCCGCUCACUCCCUUCGAUUUUUUUUUUGACGAAGGGGCUGGGUGGAACUGUUUUUACCAAGCGUAGAAAUACCCUGCAGCUCCCGUGUGGAGCCCAUUCCAUUCAGAAGUUCAGUUAACGACCCCCCCCCCCCCGCCUCGGCCUCUGCCUCCGCCUCCAUGACUCUGCUGCCGCUAUGGGUUUCAUGCCCAAUCACCACGGGCGUGUCGCUCGCGGUAGAGACUAUUCCAUCCAACCUCGGCGAGACCAUCGUAGCGAAUACUGCAUCCAUAGUUGUGCUAUGGGUUUCAUGCCCAAUCAUCACGGGUGUGUCGCUCGCGGUAGAGACUAUUCCAUCCAACCUCGGCGAGACCAUCGUAGCGAAUACUGCAUCCAUAGUUGUGCACAACGUUCAAAAGGCAUGCGGAAAUUUAAAAGAGUCUUCUACAAACUCCACAAUUCAACCUUUUUAAGCUUGCGUAGUACUUCAAUUAUAACUGCGUGAGAGUCCACCGAGACGAGAUUGCUUUGCACGGGAAACCAAAAACCCACAUUUCUCUCUGCAGGCCCGGCACGAUUCUCUCUGCAAAUUCACAACUCUCCCUCCAAACAAAACAUACGAGUCUUUCAAAUUCUCUGGAGAACUCUUAUUCCUAAACCAUGGAAUGCCGAACAAAGUCAAGAAUAUUUUUUUUAAAUCCUUAUUCUCCACCCGAGGUUAUAUUAUAAUGCUCUACAAAGGCGAGGAAUGUUCUCCAAUGUGAAUGGCAAUACCUCUGCAAGUAACUCGUCACUCCUCCUUCCCCAAAUAAACCGCUUGGGGUUUGGUAGGAUUUACUGUGGAAAUUAAAACACCGCUCGCCCGGCUGUAACAGCAGCCGUAGCAGCAGCGCGUGACUGGGCCCAGUCGCGGGGGCUUUAUUUGUGCAUUGUCUUGACAGCGACAGCCUUGGUUUACGCUCUUGUGCGUGUGUGUUGGCGCCACGGGUUUUCUUUUUAAGAAAAUACUUAAAUAAGAAAUAACUUGUCAACUCUUCAUCAAAACACUGCAUCCUGCCAAAAGAUAAAUAAUUAAACAUUCAUUCUCACUUUGGACGUUCGCUCACUUGCCACAGCCAAGGGAACGCAUUCCAAUGCCGCAUGCACGCACGCACUCGUGUGUGUGUGUGUGUCAAAUUGCACCUCUGCGCAGCCCUUCGAUCAUUGCAGGUUUUUGUGCCUCGGGCCAGCGGUGGACUCUUGCCACAUUUUUUGUAGAGCUGCCCGUGAGGAUUUCCAUUGAGGCUCUUUGGUUUUUCUCACAGAGUCCCCCGUCAUGUUACCGGUAUACCCAUGUCGCGUAUUGACAAGAAUGAGCUGUCGGGUUGCAUCCUCGUGUAAUGGCCCUCCGUGUUCUCGAGGCUUCCCCUUUAGAAGGCGACAUCUGAACGCUCCUUGCCGGCUGCCGUUGUGCGCGCUCAGCUCUGCGGGUGGAGAAGUCUCGCGGCUUACGUUCGUUUGCGAGGCACAAAGGAAACGUGGUGGCUCCUGGAGUCUCAAUUUAAAUGUUCUUGGGUUCAUAGCCUCGAGAAUUCUCGGAACUGAUCGUAUAACAAGCUCUGCUCCUCUUAUCCUUCGACUAUCAUGAUCCAGUUGAGAAGAGAAAUACAACAUUUCUAUGGUUUCUUCAAAGCUCGUCUUUUGAUCUAACUUCCAGCAAUAAAAAAGUGGUGGUACUGAGAGUUUUGCGCCACUCGGCUGAUGCAGAAUUAACCUAUGCUGCAGCAAAGCCCCUUGCGUGUUCCACGGCCGUCAACGGCAACAUGACGUCGUCUGUGAAUGUGAACGACCGCGCCUUUUGCUUGCGCGCGUGUUUGUGUCGUUUGGUUAACAGCGCUUGGCCCGGACACUGCGGGGCACAACCUUCGCAAAGGUAACAACAUUUGGCUGCCCGACCCUUUUUCGUAUUUUUCACCCGUGUUUUUCAGGACCACUAGAAAAUGAGCCUACUCUGGUGUCGUGGAUGAGCGAGCCCAGCCAGGCUUCCUUCCCUCUGUGGCCCUGGUUGGGCUGCCUGCGGGGCGCCACUUGCACCCCUCACUCGAUUUUAAAUUUAAGGGCCGCGUGCUUCUUGUGCAGAUGUGACAACGCAGUGCGCGAUUUUGGCAUUGGUGACGCACGGUCGUCCAUUGGUUCGGAAAGAAAUGGCCAUGACUGAUUAAUUUCAUGAGCAUUUACGUGGUCAACGUGUACCACAGCUCCUCGCCCUCUUCUCGUUUUGCAUUGCCUUUGACGGGCGACCUGUCAAGAGUUUCAGUUGCAAGCGAGUUAGCCAUCCAAUGGGUUUGUUCACCCGAACAUCUCCAUCUGAUACGUGAACACGGGCAUCGCCAAGGGUUCUGGUGGCAGCAAUAUCCGCCGCAUCUGUUUGGUGAGGCCGGUUUGUGGUAACAACCUGUGGAGAAUUGCAUUUGCCAGGAAGCGUUCGAUGCCUGGGACAGUCAUCGCAGUGUUGUUUAUCUGUGCAUUGCCAGCCGUUGGGUUAUCGCUCUCCCUUUUGUUUACGUGGCUUAGUUUUGUUUACAUUGUUUGCUGCUAUGUUAUGAACCAACGUUGCCAUUGUUCUCCAGGGUGUCUUAAACUGCAAGCCUAAUGAUUUCAAAGCUCGGGGUUUUACACAAUUUCGAAAUUCGGUCUUGAGCCUAAAAAUGACCACGUUUAAUAUAUAUUUAAUAAAAAUGUCCCCGUCACUUCCAUCUAUAAAGUAGCUCACAGGGACGUGUGUGGAGGGCUUUGAUUGUGGGGGGGGGCGGGGGGGAAACGACCUUCACAACGGUCCUGGACGAGCUCCCGCCGCCCGGCACCGUCGCCUCCUACAAAAGGCCACAGUAGCGGCACCACAGCCAACCCAGACGCUGACGUCAGCUCGGCCACCCAUCUUGCAUGGUUCCCUCCGAGGGUGGAGGACCGUCCCGCUGCGGUCGACGGUUCAACGGGGGAGGGGGGGGCAGGAGGCCACUUUCUGGGGAAGCGGUCCCGAGUUUUACCACUGCACGCUGGUUUACGUCGUGUUACAUGGAGCAAAGCAUGCAGAUACCACUUCGUUAUUUUGAAGGACAAUGGCUGAUUUGAACACUAACAUUCGUCACCAAAAGCCCAAUUAAAUGUUUUACCUAUUAUACUGAAAGUACAAUAUUUCAGCUCUAUAUGCUCCGUCAGAAAUAAGUUAAGUGAACAAAUGCUUGAUAUUACCUUUUAUUGUAAUGGACACAAUUGUACAGCAUUAACUAAAGUUUCACAAACGGCGUGCAUGAAGGAGGAGUGAUGGUUCAGCAGUUCACUCGCUGCGUUUAGCAUCAUGGCCUCCUGGGUGCAACUCUUGGCCAGGAUGCACAUCACCAGUUGUGAAUGAAAUUCUGACCGUAGCCUGAACCUCCCAUAGGUCAAAGGCAGUGAUGUACUCAUUUGGAGCAUUGAGGCGCCCCCCGUUUACAGCCCUGAACCAGUGGUGGAAAUUCCACAUUCCUAUGGCGGGGACGAGUCUACACA